Molecule: messenger RNA, 7625 nt
Organism: Epinephelus moara (kelp grouper)
Lineage: Eukaryota; Metazoa; Chordata; Actinopteri; Perciformes; Serranidae
Product: serine/threonine-protein kinase 4-like
Exons: 11
Coding region: 595-2085 (496 amino acids)
Biological process (GO): regulation of MAPK cascade; protein phosphorylation; intracellular signal transduction
Cellular component (GO): cytoplasm
Molecular function (GO): protein serine/threonine kinase activity; ATP binding
Source: RefSeq, a predicted model, not a curated record
UGGAGAAAUAAAAAAUGUAUACCUAACAGGAGCUCGGGUCUCAGGAGGUUUUAAGGUCAAAGGUUAGGAGCCCCAGUCUGACGUAUUUCCACAGUCUGGUCCCUUGUAUCAUCAGUUUAUCUCUGGCGCCCCCUGCUGGUGCUGCCAGGUACUGCAGUCUUUGUCUGGACCGCCUUCCUCUCCUCUCAGCACUUCCUGGUGUUUUCAAACUGGAUGUCACAGCGGCUCUGAGCGGUUUGUCAAACAAGUCCAAAGUUGUCUCGACACGGGAGGAGGAUGAACUCCAAGACGAGGAUACGGCAGCUGUGUGAAGUGUGUACGCUGUGUGAACAUCGUUUUACAAAAUGAUUAACGGACGUAGUGUUUUCAGCGGCUAACGGGCGGCGGUAACACGGGACGCUGCUGUAACACAGGACGGGCUAGCUGCUCUGCUAGCUGCUCCGCUAGCUGCUCUGCUAGCUGUUAGCCAGUUAGCUCGCUGCUAGCAGACUGAACUGUCUGUUACUGCUAGUUAGCAUCGAGUGUUUGAAACAAGCUUCAAGUUUUAACCACAGACACGACUGAGAGGACUGUGAGAGCUCCGGAGAGGACGACAUGGAGAACAAGGACAAAGUACAGAUGAGGAAUAACCCUCGCAGACAGUUGAAGAAGCUGAGUGAGGACAGCCUCACCAAGCAGCCGGAGGAAGUGUUUGAUGUCCUGGAGAAGCUGGGUGAAGGGUCGUAUGGCUGUGUGUUUAAAGCCCAUCAUAAAGAGACGGGGGAGAUCGUAGCCAUCAAACAAGUUCCAGUGGAGUCAGAUCUUCAGGAGAUCAUCAAGGAAAUCUCCAUCAUGCAGCAGUGCAACAGUCCUCAUGUGGUGCGAUACUACGGCAGCUACUUCAAAAACAGUGACCUGUGGAUUGUUAUGGAAUACUGUGGAGCCGGAUCAGUUUCUGAUAUCAUCCGAAUACGCAACAAGACGCUAACAGAAGAGGAGAUAGCCACCAUCCUGCAGUCCACCCUGAAGGGUCUUGAGUAUCUUCACUUCAUGAGAAAAAUCCACAGAGACAUCAAAGCAGGGAACAUCUUGCUGAACACAGAGGGCCAGGCCAAACUGGCCGACUUUGGAGUUGCUGGACAACUGACGGACACCAUGGCGAAGAGAAACACAGUCAUCGGCACGCCGUUCUGGAUGGCUCCAGAGGUCAUACAGGAGAUCGGCUACAACUGUGUGGCUGAUAUCUGGUCUCUGGGGAUAACAGCUAUAGAGAUGGCCGAGGGGAAGCCUCCCUACGCUGACAUACAUCCCAUGAGGGCUAUCUUCAUGAUUCCCACCAACCCUCCACCAACGUUCAGGAACCCAGAUUUGUGGUCUCCAGCAUUUAGAGAAUUUGUCAGCCAGUGUUUGGUGAAAAACCCAGAAAACAGGGCGACUGCCACACAGUUGUUACAGGAUCCGUUCAUCAAGUCAGCCAAGCCCAGCCCCAUCCUCAGAGCGCUGAUCACAGAUGCCAUGGAGAUCAAACUGAAGAGACAGGAGGAGGCUGAACAGAGAGAGCAGGAUGCAGAAGAUGAUGACAAUUCGGACGAGGAUGAGGUGGACCAGGGGACGAUGGUGCGGGCGGGGACAGGCGACUCAGGAACUAUCCGGGCCGCUGGAUCAUUAGCAAGUUCACUCGGUGGUACGGCUCGGACUAUGAUCGCACACGACGACACUGGAACCAUGCAGUCACAGCUGGGCACCAUGGUCAUCAACUCCGAUGAUGAGGAUGAGGAAGAAGCCGGUACCAUGAAAAGGAGAGACGAGACGAUGCAGCCGGCCAAGCCGUCCUUCCUCGAGUACUUUGAGCAGAAAGAGAAGGAGGCCAACAGUCACAAUGAUGGAGGAAGAGGAGUAAACAACGCAGACAACCGCAAACCGUCCACUGAGGCAGACCUUGAGGUGGUGAGUUCGUGGACAGUGGAGGAGCUGCGGCUGCGUCUGGCCUCUCUGGACCCUCAGAUGGAGCAGGAGAUCGAGGAGAUCCAUCAGCGCUACCAGACCAAGAGGCAGCCCAUCCUCGACGCCAUCGAGGCCAAAAAACGACGGCAGCAGAACUUCUGAGAAGGAACUGCCGAGUUGUCACGGCAACAACUGGAUGUUUUAUCUCUUUAUGUUCUCUGCAGCAGUUUAGUGAAAUGUCACGAAGACAUUUUGAAAACUGCACGAAGACUUCUGAUGAUGAUGACUGCUGAGGAAGAAGACCUUCCAAAGAGCUGAUUGACAGAAUAUUAAUGACAUUCAUUUGAUUUAAGACCCACGUUCUCUUUUUCUGCCCGUUUGAGAGUCUUCAAGGACAUUUUUGUGUCUCUGGAUUAACGGUUGAGGAAAUGACAAAGUUUAAUUUUGGCGCCAUCAGCAGCUCAUCUGAACCUGUGAGUUUCUUUCUGUUUAUUUCAGGCAUGUUACACAGUCGUCUCAAACUGCAGUGACGAUUGUUAAAACCAGAUCUCUUUAAGUUUGUUUUACCUAAUGGUACAAUAUCAUUUAAACUGCUGACUGCUCGUCUUAGGUACUCGUGUUUCCUGUCACUGUUGCUGCUGGGCUCUUAAGUGUUCCUACUCUGGAUUGAGAGAGUUUCGACAAAUCUGUAGUCUAGAACUGAAUCGUUCACUUGUCUGGAAAAGUUUGUAAAAUGCACAAAAGGUAUUGAGGUUCUAGGUAUUGACAACCUGUAUUGUAAAAAGUCAGAGUUUCAAAUUCCCGUCUAAAACUAUUUGAAAAGCGAAAAAUGAAAACAAACCCUGUGAUUGCUGUCAGCCAGGAAAACACAGGAAAACACCUCCAUCAUUUAACCUGUGAAGAUGCUAAACAUCCAGGAGGUUUCUCACUUUAAACUUUAAACUCUUUCUCUUUCAAACUUGAUUAUGAAAACUAAAUUCUGUAAUUCGGUACAUGCUCCAAGGGUUUUACUUUUUACACACAGCGUUGAAUAUACUGUCAGUCAUUUGUCAUUAUUUAUCAUGUUUUAGUUCUGCAGAUACGUCUCAAAAUAGUUAUUAGACCACUGUUCUUGUCUUCUGUUGCCUGCAAAGGAAGUGAAAUUUAAAUUUUCCUCCAAACGGCAGAAAUAAUUGAGUAAAAAUGCAAGGAAAAAGGUGCUUUUUUGAUAUAGGCCGGUCUCAGCUAAGAGAUGUAGGAGCUCCUGAAUCUCAUUGUUUCCCAAUCUGGGGACAUUUAUGGCCAUUGUUCUCUGAGUUAGCUGCUAACUGCUAGUGGCUACGUAAACGUCAUCUGAGUCAGAGGUUACACUUAAUGCUCAAUGAUGAUGGAUUUCUAAACAAUGUUUAUUUUUCUCAGGCAGCUGAUGAAGAUUAAAACCAUAGAAAUAGAAUGAGAGCAGAACGGACAAUGAACUGUUUGUCGUGGUCAUAUUACUAAAUUCAAAAGAAAAUGGCCGCUGCUGUUAGUUGUUAUGACCUCACGCAUCAGUGGGGCCAUAAAGCGGUUACACUCUGUACUUUGACAUACUAAUGAAUAGAAUUUGAUGACAAACCAGUUAAGUCCAGCAAUCCUCAGUUCCAGUGCAGCGAGGCAGCAGAGACAAAGCACAAAGACACCUCUCCAGUCUUCACUGCUGGUUUGGUCGUUACUGCAAAACCUCAUCUCAGCGAGUUCGUGACUUGCCUCCAGUCGGUUUGUUUGUACGGAAGUUAGCCUGUUACAAUGGUUGCAAUGGCAACAGCACACAAAAACAUGGCCGCCGCUCAAUAAUUUACUGUCUCUGUUAUAUGGCAGCUGAUCCCGUCCUCUGCUCGGAGGGUAAGGAGCUCCUGAAUCUCAUUGUUUCCCAAUCUGGGGACAUUUACGGCCAUUGUUCUUUGAGUUAGCCGCUAACUGCUAGUGGCUACGUUUUAACAUCUCUCAUGGCAGGUCGCACAUGUGACACAUCAUCAAAAAGUCACAUCUAUCCUGCCAGUCGUCAUGUCCUGCUGGCUGUGCUGUUGAUACAGACACCGUUUCUGCGCUGUUACUACCCCUGAUGUUGGCUUAAGGGAAGGGGCCACUCUGUCUCCCCGUGACCGCUGCGAUUGUACCUUAUAUACACCAGGGUGAGGCGGCCUUGACCAGGCACUGUAAAAGGGCCCACAGUGUUUGACACACAUUAAUAAUCACUUACGUAUACAGCUUCAUUAUAGUGUGUUAUAAACCAUCUAUUAAACCAUUUACCUUUAUUUUUUACACAUUCCUCUAAUCUUUAGUUUAUUUUGAAAUAACUGGAUAAUGUUACCUCUUCAGGUCUCCACAUUUUCACUUUUUGGUUGACUUGGUCAUCAGCUGAUGGUUGUUUCAUUUAUCACGAGCCAAAACAGUCUGGUAACGACUGUCAGAACAGACACACCUGCAUUUGAAUAUGUCGUGUUCGUCUCAAGCUGGAGUUUUAAUUUUCUAAUAGUUGAAAAGUUAUGAAACUGUAUAAAAGUUAAAGGGAAUUUAAUCAGAUGGAAACUUGAUUAUGUUUGACCUCCAGUGUCCUUUGUGUUUAAGUUUUUAUUUUUGUGUCCAUCAUCUAUUUUUCCUCCUCAGUAAGCUAAAAACAAAGACCUGGGUUGACAGAUUUAUGGAAUCGAUUCAACAAAGCUUUUAUUUCUUGGAUUUAUUAGUUUGAUUUGGCACUGGACGAGUUUGCCCCCCCAAAAAAGUAUCAGGGAGCAGCUGCGACUGAAGCUGGCGUCGACCCAGGUCUGAUUCACCUUCACUUCUGACAUUCCUCAGAGCAAGUCCGCCGCUCAUUUUUCUACAUCCAGCACAAAAACAUUUAUAUUUUUCUACGUAGGUUUAGUGAUGUCAAGUUCAGAUAGAAGACGAGUUGUAGUUUUGAUCACAGAAAUGAAAACCAGCUUCUCAGGUCAUAAAGCUCCUCAGGGGUGUAAAAAUAAUGACGAGAAAUGACUGUAGAUAGUUUAGAGAUCCUUCACACAAAGAGUCUGUGUAUAUAUGAGCACCACGAGGCUGUAUUUGUAUAUUGUGAUUAAAUUUGAACAGUUGAAGGUUUUAAGCCCCAAAACAAGACACUUGUCACUAAGUUAUAUUUAAAUAAGCAGUCAUCAACGAGUUCAAAUGAGCGUCUGAUGUUUUGGGGCUCCAGACGUUAAUCUUUGUGUGCAGGACUCUCGUGUUUCUCUGUACGCAAACGGCUCAUGAGCACAAUUCAUUUUUCAUUUUCUCUUCUGUGUUACAAGCAAAACAAAAGGGAUUUUUCUUGUCUGCCUUAUUUUGGAUGUUCUGCUGUUUUAUUUCUGAACAGUGAUCUCAUGUAUGACGCGUUUGGUUGGAAAAAAAGUGAAAAUAUAAAAAAAAAUAAUGCAGCUUGAUUGUUUUAAAAUAAGAUGCUGUUUGGUGCUGUCACACUGCUGGAAAAAAUGUGAUGCAUCAGAAAUAAAGUCGUAAUCACUGGAUAUCGAGCAGACAUUAAACUGUUCUGAUGUUUGGGAAUCAGUUCUAAAGGGACAGUUCACCCCAAAAUCAAAUAUGCAUAAUUUCCUUGUCACCUGUAGCGCUAUAUGUGAAUCUAGAUAUGAAUCUAGAUUGUUUUUGUGUGAGUUACUGAGUGUUGGAGAUAUCAGCCGUAGAGAUGUCUGACUUGUCUUCAGUAUUACAGAACUAGAUGACACUCAGCUUGUGGUGCUCAAAGUGCCCAAAAAAAUAAAAAUAAAAAAUACAUUUGAAAAACUUAACAUCAAUGUUUUAUAAAGAAAUCAUGACCCAGUUACUCAAGAUAAUCCACAGACCUUGUUGUGAGCAGUUUCAUGUAGGAACUAUUUUCUUUCAACUGAACCACAUCCGACAACCUUAUCACCGUUAUGGAGUUAGAACAGCAACAAUAAAUUUUGGCAUUGAAAAAAAGAAACAUCUACACUGAAAAAAAAACACUGAAAAAUAAAACACAAACAUUAAAAUUUAUUUUUGUAAUUUUUUUGCAUCCUGAUGUAUUUUUUAGUGACAAUCUUCUGUGUUUUUUCUUCAUGUCAAGAAAGAUUGAAAAUUUUAAAAAAUGUCAACAAAAACAAAAGUGACACUGAAAAAAAGAGUGACAUAAAGAAAAAUCAGAAGAUUGUCAUUGAAAAGCACAUGAUAAUGUGAAAAAUAUCAAAAUAAAAAUGAUUUUUAAUGCCUGUCUUUUAUUUUUUAGUGGAUUUUGUUGUGCUAGUGUUUCCUUUUCAAUGCUGAAUUUUAUUUUUGAUGCCAAAGCUUAUAGUCGCUGUUCUAACUCCGUAAUCCUGGUUCUCCUCAUGGUCAAGAGGCUCGUACUCAUGACAGUGCGAGGUGAAAACAUUGAUACUGUCCUUUUCGACUGAACUGUUGCAUGAGCUAGCUUAGUGCUGCUAGGUGAGCUAGCAGUUACAGUUGGCAGGUGUAGUCCCAUAGAAAGAAAAUAGUUCCUACAUCAAACUGUUCACAACAAGGUCUGUGGAUUAUCUUGAGUAACCAUGUCAUGAUUUCUGGAAAGAGAUAUUGUUGAGUUUUUCAAAAAAAAAGUGCUUUGAGCACCUCAAGCCGAGUCCCAUCUCAUUCCUUGAUAACGGAGAGAGAAAGCAGACAUCUCAACAGCCGAUAUCUCCAACACUCUGUAACUCACAAAACAAUCUAGACCGAUCAAUAGCACCACAGGUAAGAGGAAAAAUAUGUAUAUUUGAUUUUGGGUCUCUUGAACAUGAACCACUAUUUGUUUUUUUUUCUGCCUUCUUUUAUCUAACUGUUAAAUGCUUUCUGUGAUUGUCUAAACUGUUUUAUAGGAAACAAACCACUGCAGGUAUUUGCAGGUUUGUUUAGACUGAAGGGAACGCUGGGACACAAGAACAAAAAUUAUGACUAAUUCUUACUAAUAAAAAGAAAACAAAAACAAUUCUUUACGUACGUCUGCACAGUGAAAACUUAAAAUAAUAUUUGGUUUAUAUUAAAAUGCGAUAAUUCCAGGUUCUUGUUCUUGGUGCAGGAUGUUUCAGUCGCACAAACAUUUGAUGAGGCUCUAAUUUGUUUAACGAGUGAAUCAGAUAAAAGGUCUAAAUCCUGCUGAAACAUCCCGAGUGUUUGGAUUCAUCUUUUCUCGAGUGUUACCACUGUUCAGCCUUCUCAACUGUUUAAUUUAUUCUUUUUCAUAGUUUAUCUUCAGCAGCUCUAAUGUCACUGUUUCCUUUUUCUGGUCACACCUGCAGGUACUUUCAGAUCUUUGAUAGUACGUGAGCUCUGAGCAGGAACACAGUGUAACCAUAAAAUGUUCAAAUACAAACCAGCAUUGGCUUCUAUAUAAAACUGUGACGCCUGGAAAAGUGAACAAAUAAAUGAACCGAACAAAGGAAAGAGGAGUUUCAGCUUCAGUGCAGCUUCAUCUUCGUCAUUAGGUGAUUCAAAGUGAAAAAGUUUUCACUGUCCUGUUUCUCUGCCUCUACGUGCAAGACGUUUCUUUUUUUCCAGGCAUGUAAAGAUCUGCUGUUAACUCGUCUUCUCGUGUUUUGCACACUUCCUGUUUGAUGCCUGAAAAAGUUUAUAUUUUGCCUUAAAGUAUGCAGUGGAAGUCAUGCAUAUGUUAGAUCACUGAUGUUUGGUUUGUGUUUUAUUUUGUUUGCUUGUCUAAUAAAGAAAAUAAUUAAAACUAAAAGAAA